AUGCCCCCAUCCGAGCCCUUUACCUUUGUCGAAGCCACCACGAAUAUUGCCAAAGAGGGCUUCACCGACUACGUUGAUAUCACCUCCGCCAAAGCAGUAAACGUCGAUGUCCAAUUCGCCGCCCGCUUGCGCGCCCAACACCCCGAACUCACGCUGACAUCCGUACCCGCGAGCAACCUCAAUCUUAUUCGUUUCGCAGACCUUGGCUAUGCCUACUAUGAACUAGAUCUUGAACAUGAUACUGCGAGUCGCCUAAGGGGCUACAUUCCGCCGGGUCCCAAAGGUGAGCCCAGCUUUCUGGCUGAGGUUAUCCAAUAUGCGAAAUAUAACUACAAGUUCGGUGACGAAUAUUUCAUCAUCUACUGGGUACUCCCAGGCUUUGUCCCUGUUCAAUACAUUCUCAAGGAACCCCGUGCCGAUGGCGAGACACCGAACACCAACUCGGUGCUCACUGACAAGCUACUCCAAGCUGCUGGUGAUGCGCUAUACGCUUCCACUAGGCAGCCGGGAAUCUGGGUGUACGAUCGAUACUGGUCCAAGUCUCUGGCCAUGUAUGAGGAGGUUCAGAAAUCCACCUGGGAGAAAGUCAUCCUCGACGAGAACACCAAGAAGUCCUUGACGGAAGUAAGUGACAGGUUCUUUGACAGCAAACAGGUCUACGAAGAUCUCGGGGUACCCUGGAAGCGAGGUCUGCUCUUUCAUGGACCGCCGGGCAACGGCAAGACUAUCUCGAUCAAAGCGCUGAUGCAUACAUUAUCGCGCCGCACCCUGUCCAUUCCAACACUGUACGUGCGAUCGGCCCCAACUACUUUCAGCAUUCAGUCCGUGUUUACUUUUGCUCGGCGCAUGGCACCUUGCAUGCUGGUAUUGGAAGACAUUGAAACUAUUGUCACCUCAGCGACUCGCUCAUACUUCUUCAACGAGGUGGACGGUCUUGACAAUAACGACGGGAUCCUCAUGUUGGCCUCCACUAAUUUCCUCAAUCGCCUUGACCCCGGCUUGAGCAAGCGACCCAGCCGUUUUGACCGAAAGUACCUCUUUCCCCUCCCAGAGCAGCACGAACGCGAGCUCUACGCUCAAUUCUGGCGGCACAAAUUGGAGAACAAGCCUAACGUCGACUUCCCGGAAACCCUCUGCCGUCCUAUGGCCAAAGUCACGAACGAAUUCUCGUUUGCUUACAUGCAAGAAGCAUUUGUUUCAACGCUGCUUGAAAUUGCCAGACGUGACACAGAUGAGACAGCGGAACCCUCCCGCUAUGAUUACGUGGACGAUAUCGAGCGUUAUCUACUGUGGCGUGUCUUCCAGGAGCAGGUCAAGAUUCUCCGUAAAGACAUGGACACCAAAGACUACGCAAGUGACCGUGACGAUAAAGACCUAACCUUCAGACCGCUUGAAAUCGCACCCGCCGAGCGUGAUCUUGAUAGAUCUGUGCUGGCUGUGCCUGGGUCGUUCGAUGCCCAUCAGCGAGAGCCCGACAUCACGACCAUCGAGUCCUUUCCGACCUUUCCGGAAGUUGGCACUGGAAAAAACAUCCAACAGAUCAGCUUCGGCCAAGGUGGCACUGACUCUUCGCUGGCCGCGUGGGGCUAUAACGAUGAAAUCGUACGUCCGCGCUGA
Molecule: messenger RNA, 1617 nt
Organism: Cyphellophora europaea CBS 101466
Lineage: Eukaryota; Fungi; Ascomycota; Eurotiomycetes; Chaetothyriales; Cyphellophoraceae
Exons: 2
Coding region: 1-1617 (538 amino acids)
Biological process (GO): proteasome-mediated ubiquitin-dependent protein catabolic process
Cellular component (GO): proteasome regulatory particle, base subcomplex
Molecular function (GO): proteasome-activating activity; ATP hydrolysis activity; ATP binding
Source: RefSeq, a predicted model, not a curated record